Fomitopsis serialis is the source of this 1202-nucleotide messenger RNA. RefSeq lists its product as uncharacterized. The transcript is spliced from 2 exons. The annotation marks the transcript as partial. The record is from RefSeq and is a predicted model, not a curated record. NCBI's taxonomy places the organism in Eukaryota, Fungi, Basidiomycota, Agaricomycetes, Polyporales, Fomitopsidaceae.
GCUGGUAAAGGCAAUUUGUCCAAAGUAACAGAUUUUUUCUCGGUUACCGUCUGUUACCGUCUGUUACCAUCUAACACCGCUCGGCGGCCAUCUAUAUGGUCACCGGUCACCGGUCACCGGUCACCUCCGAUCUCGUCCACAGCAUUCCACGGCAUCCUCCACAGGAUGGGGAACCAAAACGCGUCGUAGCCGUGAUGAAGAUGUCCAAGUAUCCCUCUUCGCCGCGCUGCCCUAGCCCGUUUUGUUGUGCGCUUCAAUAAUCCGGCACUCACGAAUCCGCGCGAGCUUGAGCGAGAGGCCAGCUCAGUUCACUUUCGUUUUCAGAAGGUUCCAGUCUGGCACAAGAUCAAGUUCGCACUGCACGAAUACCAAGGUCUCGGGAUAGGAGAAGACACUGAUGAUGUUGUGCACGCUAAGCCGCAGCGAUCCACUGCUCGACAAAACAGCGUACCAGGAAGAUUCGACACGGUUCUUGUGCGCGACGGCAAUGCUGGUAGGGGUGGACUUGAUGGUGCGUGGUUUUCUUCUUCGCGAGCAGUAUGAAUCCUCACUGGCAUCGCAACAUUGCUUGAAAGUUGGUAGAGUGCGACUUAUAUUCAAGGUCCCUGCAAAACAAGUCAGUGAUGUGUUCCCCAAUGCUUCACGUGCUCCGUCGCACCUGGCAUAUACUAUCGUCGUCGAAUGGUUCACCGCAUUCACAAGGCCAGAUGCAAACCACGGCUUGUAUCGAAUCUCACCAGCUGUCACUGCGGGCAAUCAGCAUCUCGCCAGACCGGACAUCGGACCUGUCAGGGUUACACAUCGCGUCGCCGUGACCACAGUGAACGGUAUUAAGCGCCGACUGAGCCCUUGCACCGACGAGCAUGGUAUGUCAUUUAUCCUCGUUCCUCCUCUGGGUGUACGCUCCCGAGUCGCUAUCAUACCAUGUAUGUACAUUCUGCUGACUUGACAAAACCAUCAGAUCAGCAAGUAUGUGCGAGACGGACGAGUAAUGCUGUUUCCGAGGCUGCACCUGCGUUCGUGCCGAAGCGCUCAAGGAGCGGUCACCGCGACGCGGGUACUAUGUAUGUGCAUGGCAUGCACGCCUCACGCCUUCUACAUAACCUAGUUUCAUGUAUGCUCAAUGCUUUACUUGCAAUGUCGCGCCGCCUUUUGUCGACUUACCUCGUACUAUGUGGCUACCAAUGGAAGUCGUGUCCAGG